Molecule: messenger RNA, 1987 nt
Organism: Onychostoma macrolepis
Lineage: Eukaryota; Metazoa; Chordata; Actinopteri; Cypriniformes; Cyprinidae
Gene: igfbp2a
Product: insulin-like growth factor binding protein 2a
Exons: 4
Coding region: 170-994 (274 amino acids)
Biological process (GO): regulation of insulin-like growth factor receptor signaling pathway
Cellular component (GO): extracellular region
Molecular function (GO): insulin-like growth factor II binding; insulin-like growth factor I binding
Source: RefSeq, a predicted model, not a curated record
AAGCUGCAGCCCGCCUGUCAUCUCCUAUGAUGUCAGCGGCAUAUGAACACUGAUAGGAGCCCUCAGCAACCCCAGUUAGCCUUCACCUGCCCGCGCACACUUCUUACCUUUCCUUCUUACCUGCAGAAGUUAGUGCUCCGAUUCGCAGAGUUUCUACAUCGUGGAUACGAUGCUGUUCUACGGGAGUUGCAGCUUGCUGCUGGCACUGGUGACUUUUCACGGCGCCGCUCGCACCGAAAUGGUGUUCCGUUGUCCGAGCUGCACUGCGGAGCGCCAGGCGGCUUGCCCGAUGCUCACGGAGACGUGCGCGGAGAUUGUUCGCGAGCCUGGCUGCGGCUGCUGUCCAGUGUGUGCCCGGCAAGAGGGCGAGCUGUGCGGCGUUUACACACCGAGAUGCUCCAGUGGUCUGCGAUGUUAUCCCAAGCCGGAUUCGGAGUUGCCCCUGGAGCAGCUGGUUCAAGGGCUCGGGAAAUGUGGACGUAAAGUGGACACUGAGCCCACUGGAAGCGCAGAGCCUCGGGAAGUUAGCGUUGAGGUACAGGACUCUUUGGACAUUGGUCUGACUGAAGUUCCUCCCAUAAGGAAGCCCACCAAAGACAGUCCAUGGAAGGAAAGUGCUGUCCUUCAACACCGUCAGCAGCUGAAGACCAAGAUGAAGUACAAUAAAGUUGAGGACCCUAAAGCACCGCAUGCCAAACAGAGCCAGUGUCAGCAGGAGCUUGACCAGGUGCUGGAAAGGAUUGCAAAAAUACCCUUCAGAGAUAACAGGGGCCCCCUGGAGGACCUUUAUUCCCUGCACAUACCCAACUGUGACAAGAGGGGGCAGUACAACCUGAAACAGUGUAAGAUGUCAGUGAAUGGACAUCGUGGUGAGUGCUGGUGCGUGAAUCCACACACAGGAAGACCCAUCCCCACCUCUCCACUGAUAAGGGGUGAUCCCAACUGCAGCCAGUACCUUGAGGACAUGGAUCCCUCUGUGGACCCUCAAAACUAAGAAUGUCCUAAACCUUCCUAUCCCUCCCCAUCUUGACCUUCAAGCCUACAAACCCACACCCUUGCCCCUAAAUGAGUCAGUGUUUUACACUCUCUAAACAAGCUACCAAUAUACCUUCUGUUUAUAAUUUUUUUUUUUUUGCGCUUGUAGAUUUGAGAUGGUUUGAAACAGUAUUGUUACAGUUAAAGUACUGAUAUAAAUGAACUGAUAGUAUUGAUUCAAUCCAAGCUAAGUGAUGACAUAUGACCAGUGGACUGAGAUUAGCAGGCUCAUACUACUUUUCUUUAGGAAAAUAACUAGGACUGUAAAACUUACCUUUAACACUUUCACAUACUUCGUAUGUAUCUUGUACUAAUCAUGAUGUAUACGUUGUAUUUCUCUCAUGAUAUUACUGGUGCUAUUUGUUUCAACACACUUCUUUUAUAGGUUGCCCCCUCUAUUGUGCAGGAAUGCUAUAGUAGUGCUAUAGUAAUGCUAUAGUUUUUAUUGGAUAGGACAGUAUUCCUUUUGACAAACGCUGAAGCACUACAUUGUAAGUCGGUGAGGUAGUGCCUUACCUUAAAUGAUUUACAGAAAUAAAUUAUAUGGGGCUGCUUAUAAAGUCUUAAAAUCUUUUGGCUUAAAAAACCCUGAUGUAUGCAAACAAAAGUUGUUCACUUAAUUUUCUGUUAAUGCAUCAGGAGUACUCAAACCAUGUAGUACUAGGACUACACAGUUUUUACUAAUGCAGUUGAUGUUCUGUUCCAAUUGCAUAUAACUACUGACAUCUGGUGGUCACAGAAAGGAAGAAAAAACAUAAUUAUAUAAUGCUGCAUAAAAGGUCAAUGAAGAUGUGUUAAAUAGAUUUAAUAGAGCCGUUUACUAACUAUUUUAACUUAACAUUGUGAUUUACUUUGUGCAAAUUUUAUACACAGUUCCACCUUGCUGUUAGGUGUCAUUGUCACUUGGUAUUUUGGACCCAAUGUUUUACAUGUACACAAAUAAAGAAGUAUU